AUGGCCAUCCUCGACAUUCUGAACAAGCCCGUAUUUGCCAGUCGAUUCAAGCUGCCUCUGCACAUCGUCACUGGUAUUCUCGUUGUUAUCGUCGUCGGCCUUUCGGUACCACGACUAUUCAUGAAGAACCAACCGCGGACUCGAGCAGGCACCAUAGCACUCGGCAUGGGAGCCAAGUCACUCAUCCUGCUCUCGUACAUGCUCGCCACAGAACACGUCCGCAGUCUCAGGCGAUGGCACAGCUACAAAGCCAAUGCCAUCAUCAGCUGCCUCGAAAUCGUCUUCUGGGGCGCCGUCGCUUUCCUCGUAUUCCAAGCCAACCUGUCGAAGUGCGAGGGAGUUAUGUGCUAUCUUAGCUGGGUCGUAGUCGGCAUCGCCGUGGUCAUCAACCAACUCGAAAUCUACGGCGCUUGUAUCGCUAUCCGCGAGUUCCGCGAGUCCCGCAAAGCGCCCAGCGGUGUUCUACUUUCGUCGGCAGUGAGUCGCGGGACAGAUGAGGAGGAAAUGGUAGCCACUCCUUCUUCUUGGCCUCAGAGCCCGCAGCCGGCGAGAUAUCAUGCGCAGGUCGUGCGCGGCAAGCAGUAG
Molecule: messenger RNA, 585 nt
Organism: Boeremia exigua
Lineage: Eukaryota; Fungi; Ascomycota; Dothideomycetes; Pleosporales; Didymellaceae
Exons: 3
Coding region: 1-585 (194 amino acids)
Source: RefSeq, a predicted model, not a curated record